Molecule: messenger RNA, 1573 nt
Organism: Hypoxylon fragiforme
Lineage: Eukaryota; Fungi; Ascomycota; Sordariomycetes; Xylariales; Hypoxylaceae
Product: mitochondrial carrier domain-containing protein
Exons: 5
Coding region: 186-1133 (315 amino acids)
Biological process (GO): mitochondrial ADP transmembrane transport; mitochondrial ATP transmembrane transport
Cellular component (GO): mitochondrial inner membrane
Molecular function (GO): ATP:ADP antiporter activity
Source: RefSeq, a predicted model, not a curated record
UUUUUUUUUUCCCUCCCCCAAACCUAUUUUCUGCAAGACCCAGUCGCAGUAGAAAUAUUUCGCUCGACCGUCUAUUCAUCUCCCACAACUCUCCUCUCCAUCAACAUCUUUCCCUCCUUCACUUCUAAUCUCCACUCCACCCCUUCUACCUUCGAAGAUCAAGAAAUCUUUGAACUUCAGACAAGAUGUCUUCUUCGGAACAGCCCAAGGUCCUGGGCAUGCCGCCCUUCUUGGCGGACUUCUUGAUGGGUGGUGUCUCUGCCGCCGUCUCGAAGACCGCUGCCGCUCCCAUUGAGCGUGUCAAGCUUCUUAUCCAGAACCAGGAUGAGAUGUUGAAGACCGGUCGUCUUGACCGCAAGUACACUGGUAUCGCCGAAUGCUUCAAGCGAACUACUGCCGAUGAGGGUAUCAUGUCGCUGUGGCGUGGCAACACUGCCAACGUCAUCCGAUACUUCCCGACUCAGGCCUUGAACUUCGCCUUCCGUGACAAGUUCAAGAAGAUGUUCGGCUUCAAGAAGGAGCGUGACGGAUACGCCUGGUGGAUGGCUGGCAACUUGGCCUCCGGUGGUGCUGCUGGUGCCACUUCCCUUCUAUUCGUGUACUCGCUCGACUAUGCCCGUACUCGUCUUGCCAACGAUGCCAAGAACGCAAAGAGUGGCGGCGACCGUCAAUUCAACGGUCUUAUCGACGUUUACCGCAAGACCCUCGCCAGUGAUGGUAUCCAAGGUCUUUACCGUGGCUUCAUGCCCUCCGUUGUCGGUAUCGUUGUCUACCGUGGUCUUUACUUCGGAAUGUACGAUUCCAUCAAGCCCGUCGUCCUUGUCGGACCCCUUGCCAACAACUUCUUGGCCUCUUUCGCUCUCGGUUGGUGUGUCACCACCGGUGCCGGUAUUGCCUCAUACCCUCUUGACACUAUCCGACGUCGUAUGAUGAUGACGUCCGGUGAGGCCGUCAAGUACAACGGUACCAUAGACGCUGCUCGCCAGAUCGUCGCCAAGGAGGGCGUCAAGUCUCUCUUCAAGGGUGCUGGUGCCAACAUUCUCCGUGGUGUUGCCGGAGCCGGUGUCCUGUCCAUCUACGAUCAGCUCCAGGUCCUUCUCUUCGGAAAGGCCUUCAAGGGUGGCUCUGGUUAAAUACCCCUCACACCUCGAUAGACUAGGGAUGAUAGGCGGUGUAAUACAGUGUGGAUAGGGCGAUUGGUUCGUCGACAAAAGGGGCAUGACGGUAGCUCCGGUGGAAAGUUGUUACAGGGCAUCACCCCAUUGCCGUGGCGUUUCUGGAACAGCUUGAUUUGCGGAUGAUACUGGCAGAGAAGGCAAAUUCAUGUCUCGUAUCCAUGAAUUUCUUGAGCAGCUAGUUGCCCGCUGUAAUUUAGACCUCAGCAAUUCCUUUAACUGUAUUCUUUCUGCAUGCAUGCUACAUCUCCGCUAAUUUUCGAUGUUUGACAAGGACUUGAUCCCCUUGGUUGUAAACAACGCAUAGACUCAAUUGCAUGUGGUUUCCUGAUGACAAAUUUAACUACUCUUCCUGACUACGUGAACUUGCUACAACUGACGUAAUUUGCAAUUCUCAC